UGAGUUAGCAGCUUGUCGGAAGAGGUGCGUUGAAUUAGAGCAACAGAUGAGGAAACUGGACGAGCAGUUGAAGCAGAGUGAGGAGGAGAAACGCCAGCUUCAAGCUGAUCUGGGAAGAUAUUUGUUCCUUGAAGAAAGAGAAAAGUGCAGUGGAAGACUCCUUGUUAGCCCAGCUUCAGUCCAGGAUCUCGGUCAGUGAAAGUCGUUAAAAAUAAUAAUUACCAGUAGCAGCUUGAGAAAAAGAACUACUUUCCUUUGGGCAUUAAAAAAAACUGUCCGGGAAAUGUCAGGGCGAAUUUUUAAUAAGGCCUUCGUGAAGUUUCUGACGAUGUUUUACAAUGGGUAGGGCUGAGUGUUUUGAAAUAGCAGGUGGAGGCAAUGCCUGAUUAUUGUGCUCAACAAAAAGUUAAAAUAGCAGCUAGUACUUUCUCUACCAAGGCUGCAAAUAACAGGCAGUCAUCGCACAAUGGCCUGAGACAAUUUUUUCCAGGUCCAAUGAAAUCUCAACCAUCGUCAGACAUUAUGUGCGGCUUUUAAAUCAACAACUAUGAUCCUGCUGAAAAUGAGUUUAAUUUGUCUUGAGCAAUUAAACAGAUCAAAACUCCUCACUUGCUACCUCUCUCUAACUAUGAAUCAGAUAUGAAACUGAAAUGAACGAAAUAAAUUUUGAGAUAAUGUCAUGUCAGACCACAUUUUUGAUUUAUUCAGGUAAAAUGAUGAUUUAGUCGGACAUCUGUCCUUUGAAGAAACGUUAAUAGAUUUGUAGCCCCGAUCAUAGUAAUGGUUAAAUAUGGUUCAAGUAGCAGACGUGAUAUGAAGACAUGUUUAUGCGCUUGCUGAGGUUAGACUUCUUUGAGUUUAAGUGGGAAACAUAUUAGCCAUUUAUUUGUAGGCAGUAUAUCUCUGCAACUCAUUUAUGUUAAAUGUUUUGGAACAUUUUCUGACUUUUUCUUUCAGUAUCAGACCACAAUUCGGUGGACCACAGUUUAUCAGCGAGAAAAAAUCAAUUGUAUAAUGCUGAAAAACCACCUGACUCCAUGACUGCGCAAGGUGGUUUGCUGGCAAACACACCUGACAACGAGCAGCAAAAAAAUGAUGCAACUAUGUUUCCAUCUUCAAGAAAUCCUGUCCAUUUGCAAGGCUGUAAAGAAAAUGAUCAAUCUUUAAGAGCAGAGGAAACAGAUCACUGUGAAAACCUAUCUUCAAUUUCAUCCAGUUACAGCUCAACCAUUUCUUCUGCUGCACUUACUACAGAAGCACUGUCUGACCGGUCUUCACAAGCCUCAGUCAAUUUAAUGGAUGGUUUACCAGUGUCAGCAUCAGUCAGUUCUCUUUCGUUUUCAAAUAAUGGCGCAUUCUCAAGCGACGUGGGUCAGUCGUUGGUUAGCGCAAAUGGAGUAUCAAACGGGGAAGAUGAUAGAGUGGAAGGAGCGUGUUCUACCAAUGGAGAAGAAGAAGGGCUAAAAGGAUCUUUUGAUUUAUUUGGUAGAGACCAUGGAACAGUGCAGGUAGCUGUCACAGGUACUUUCUUCGAAGCAAAAACAAAUGGUUUAAAUAAUUCUGGUCAUGGUCUUGUCAGAACUCAAGGUGGUACAAAUGGAGGAAAUAUUUCUUACCCACAAGUUGUCGUUCCAGAUGUUGAGUUGACCGUUGGCAGACCUUCAGGUGGAACGGAUUGGGAGCGCCAAGGUGUUAGGCCAAAACAAUCGAAACAUUCAGAAGAGAGGCAGCUACCAAGAGAGUGCCUGGUCCAAUUUAGUGACAUUUUAGCAAAUGGUGUGUCAGAACAGUCGGCAGAGAACUCAGUGUUUGCAGAAACCUCCGUUGUUGAACCAGUUCAUAGGGAGGAGGAUAAACAUGAACGGUUUGUAGGGAAAAGAGGAAGCAGCAAACAAAGAGCCAAAGAAAGGAGACAAAAGGAAGAUAUGGAGAAGCAGAAAGCUGCAAGUUGGCCACAAACAUCCAGAACCCAGCGUGAUAGAAUUGUGGAAGACAUUCCUUUGUUACGGCAAGGUGCCUCUCCAGAUGCAAGGGGGACAGUAAGGGCAAGAGACUGGGAACGUGAAGGUGCGAAACUAAAGCAGGCCAGCAAGCAAGUUCGUUCCAAGGUGGUACAGAUACCAAAUGAUCCUCUUGUCCCACAGUUCGCUGAUUCUUCAACAGAGAGCUCAAAUGACCCAUUACUUUCUGAAGAACAACGUGUUCAAAGAACUGUAAGGGAAGGGGAGCAACGUGAACAGUUGGAAGGAAAAAUAAAAAACAACAAAGAAUGGCUGAUGAGAGAACAGAGAGCUAGAGAAAGAGGGGAGAGAAAAGUAAGGGAGAUGCAAGAAGCUGAAAAGAAAUCACAAGAAGAAACUGCGGCAUGCUCACAGCAUCAGCGUGAAUAUUAUUAUAGCCAAUGUUCAUUGACUUCAUCAAGAACCCAAGGCAUUGUGGGAAACAUUCCCUGGUCACAGCAAGAUACCUUUGUAGAUGGAGGAAGACCAUCAACAGCAACUUAUCGAGAACAUGAUGGUUUAGCUGAUGAAUUCUUGUCAAGACACACCCAAGAUAAGGCUCUUUAUGACAGUCUAUAUCAGAACACUAGCACAGAUGUGUCGUUGCGCAAUGGCAUUUCAGCAGAGGGAACUUCCCAUAUAGACGGUUAUGUAUCACAUUCCGACAGACGUAAUCCAUACUUUGGGGAUAGCCAAGCUACAUCUCAGACUGGUGGUGAGCAGAGUACCGGUCACAGAGCUCAAAACCCAACUUUGACUCUUAGAAAUGUAAACAGUGCUGCAGGCAAUGAGAAUGCAAGAGAUGAUCUAUGUGAAUAUAUGCUGAAUCAGUCUGUUUCUCUUUCCAGUCCGGGUUUUUCUUCUGUAACAGGACUUCACUCUUCAGCAAGACGUCAGGGGGCAAUGCUCUGUGCCCCAUCUAAUGCAGCUAUGAUUGGUGGUGAAGUGUUGGCACAAGAAAAUGCACCUGUUUGUGAACCUGUUCGUGAACCACGUUCUGGUGGUGCAAACAACAUCAGAGGUGCUUCCAUAAGAGAUUAUGUUCCCGACUCUCUAGACACAACAGGGAACUUAUUGGCAUGGGUGCCACAGCAACAAGACCCAUCUCAGCAAUGUUCCAGAGGGGUAAGUGAAAUGUGGUCAUUUAGUUCAGACCUCGUGAUCCUUCUCUUUAGUUAAUGUUCAACAAGAAUGUCCAUUGCUUGAUUUGAUGAGAAAGCAAGUUUGUAAAGGCACGCCUUCCAUCUUUGAAUCUUUUAUACCUAAACAGCUUGAUCGUUACUGUACACAUAGACUGAACGUAACUAUAAUAUCAAUUAUAAAAAAGAAGAAAAAGUGUCAUUCAUGAUCAUCAGUUUUUCUAACUGGUGGUCGUUUUCUGAUGAGUUUAGCAUGAAAAGAUCAAGAGAAUAAAAAAAAGAUAAAAAACCGCUAAUGGUUGUCCAUCGUAAGCCAAGAAAUAGCCCUCUAGCUCGUGUCAAAGAGUUUCAGAGCACAGAAUUAUCCAAAUCUAUCUCUUCAAUAUUUACUCAAUUUUGCGUGUACGUUAGACAACUAUAAAAGUUUUCAGGGAACAUAAAAUGUAUGGAUUAUAUAGUACACUGACCCAUUGCAGCUCUGAAUUCAUUUCUGGGAAAUCUAUCCACGAAGUUUGAUUGAAUCGCUGUUUUGUGAAAGUAGCCUGACAAAACACAAAAAAGAGCCCAACAUUGUGUUUUACCCUGAUUCAUAUAUUUUCGUGUUUUCCAAAAUCGCGCAAGUCUACUUGCUUCCUGCGCUUUGAAGAAUGCAUAAGGGGCAUUUUUUAAAUGAAUGAGUGGUGAAAACUUUCUGGAAACUUCCAAGAAGUAGCAAAUUGGUUUGCUUAAAGUCCAGUCUUCAGUUCACGCACAAAUUAUACCCUUCACGUGGAAAUUCCAAGAUACCUCGAAAUUCUUUCUACAUAUUUUUGUGAAACUUCGCAGAAGGUAAGCACCCAGAGUUGUGGGUAAGGGCUGAAAUUUGACUUAGAGAUAAAACAGUUGUGACGUCAUUGUCACGUGACAUUCAUCUCUAUCUCGAAAAAGUUAACAUCUUAAUAUGGUUCAAUCUAUGUGUAAUCCAUGUGUUAAGGUCUAUUUACUAUAAAGAUCAAGCUGUUUAGGUAUAAGAAGUUCAAAGAUGGAAGGUGUGCCUACAGAAAUUCAGGGUCGAGCCACCUUAAAGAUUAACAGUGAAGUGAAGCGAAGUAAAGUAAUCUAAUGUAAAGGAAAGCGAAGUAACUUAAAGUAAGUACUAGCUUUUUCGUUUUAAAAUUCAGUAUAUGCUACACAAAAGGCUUGUUAGCGGCCAAGGAUGAAAAAAGUGGCCAUAAACAUUCUUCCUGUUGAAUCUGGUCUCUCCACAUGGUCCCCACCGACUUGAAAGGCAGUUAUUGGGCUCAUCAAUUGGCCAUGAAUUAAAUAUUGUACCGUUAAUAUUGGUACUUUAAAUAUGGUUUCCAAAUAUAAUUUUUGAAGGCGAAGGAAAAAAUCGUGGAAUUUUAUUUCGAGUCAGGGAAAACUGGGGAUUGGGUGCAAUAGUUGAGUUUGAUCAAUCAAAGCAGAGCUUUGGCGGUAGUUUCACUUGAUAAAUUUUUCAUAUUUUAGGAGUGGAUCACCUGGCUACUUGCUUUACUGGAAAAGAGCCUUAUUUAUUUAUUUAAUCGCUUUCACCAUGAUUACAAUGCUAAAAAAGACUAGGGAAAAAACAAUACAUUUGAACAAGACACAAAAACGAGCGACGAAGGGGCUGGACACACAAAAGAGCGAGGUUCAAAAUUAAGGGUGCCUUUAGUCUUUGUUUAUUAAUACAAUGUUUUUUCACCUUUCUUGAAAGUGACAAGUCUGUUGUUAAACUCAUGAAAGACCUUCUUGAGAUCAAAGUGACCUUUAGAAGUGUUAUAAUUUCAAUUCUUCUUUCUUUGCUUAUUAAAUUGUUAAAAGGCAGUGGCGGGUCUGACCCGGGUCCCCACCUGUUUUGGUAGCUAAACUAAAACCCGCAGGGCCGAGGCUGGGGCCCCCUUCUAUCUUAAAGAUCUUAAACCGCCCCUGAAUGCUUAGGCAGUCUUCUUUGUUGACUAUCGUUGUUGCUGUCUGCUUUUAAUAAAGGCACCCACCUUGAAUUGUGCGAUGUGUGGCCUGUGUAUUUAUGGACAGUUAGAGGGAACAUCUCACCAAUGUCAAACAGAUGAUUGCUGUAUUUGCCUGGGGGUAAGUUGGAAUUCUUUUUUGUCGUGCUUAACUUUCAUAAAACAGUCGACUGAGUGUUGUUUUCACCGCGGUAAUAGCGAGUGUGAUCUUUAGUGGCGCGUAAGUUCUCUGUAUCACAUAAGCUUUCAAGUAACAUAAAAGGCGUAAUGUCACUAUGAUUGAGUGUUUCUUGAAUAUCUAACAGAAGUAAGUUUAUUAUACAGCUGCUUCUGCGAGCGGGCAAGUUGAAGUUAAUCCCAUGUUUUGACUGGCUAUUCGAGCAGGCAAGUGAGCCUGUCUUGUGCGCUCGGGAUUUCCAGUGACACUGAUAAUGAUAAUGAUAGUAAUAAUAAUAAUGAUAAUGAAUGAUAGUAAUAAUAAUAAUUCCUUUAUUUACCCUCGGCAGUAUUAAAGCGUAAAGGCUGGUGGGGCCAAGCAAAUGGCUGAAACAAACAAUUUAAAUCAAACAUGAAAGGGUUUAUAAGAAUUCCAACGGGACGAAGGCAGACCUGUUGGCUAUUUACAACCUUUGUUGGACUAACGACCCUGAAACAAAUCCGGUUAGUGGUCAGGGCGGGACUUGAACUCAGGAACGCCCAAUAGCAAGUGCUGCUCACUAGCCGCUCGGCCACACUACGUCCUCAAUUUCUGAGAGAAAAAGUCAUGACGAAGCCGCUUUUGGUGCAAGUGUCAAUUGUUUAUUGCGCCUCUCUGCCUCACCUUUGGCUUCUUUGCCCAGCAAUGGCCGUUCCUAAAGCUGGUAGAGGGGAGGGAGGGUGGAUGUUGUCACCUUCAGGGUUCGUCUUGAAUUCUUGAAAAAGUCUUGAAAUUUGCAAAGCAAUUUUCCAGAACUGGAAAAGUCUGGAAAAUAGAGAUAAAGUGUGGAAAAAAGGUAUAACAAAUAUUUAGUAAGUGAAUUUAUUUUCCCAUGGUCAAAUCUUAGUCAAUCUCGACCGUAGCCAAGACAUUCAAUUACAGAAUGAAAAUUUUCAGAACUCUCUUAUGUCCAUUGCACCAUGGCUACUGCACUUGUGCGGGGCAUCAUGAGCAAAGCUUGGUUUCUGCGCUUUUGAAGGUCUCUGUUGGUCACCUAUUUUAUGACGUUGAGUAUGGAAAAAGUCUUGAAUUUUGGAUCCAAAAAUCUGUACGAACCCUGAAAGUAAGCGCCCCCGCCCCUUAUGGCGUUGGCUCGGCAAGAAAAACGUUCUCGUGACCGUAUAAUAAAUCCUUUAUUAAACUUCUUCAUUGACCAAGCUUGUUCGGUCAAGGUGACUGGAGAUCGGCCUUGUAUUUUUUGUGUGUGUGUGUGUUUUUUUAAUGGACCUCGAUUUCGCUCGAUCCGAGCACACAAAACAAUUCGGUCAAUGUUCAGCCAUCUUGACCUCACGCUUGGUCAGUGACGCAUAUAUGUAUCAACGCCAAUUUACUAAGAAUGGCCUGAUCUUUCUAAAUGUUACCAUACUCGUAUAUGGAAACUGUUAUAAAUAUUUUCUCUGACUUAGGAAAGCUUUAAACUUUCUGGUCAUCGUUUUCGAGUUUGACAUGUAACAAAUUAGUACUAAAAAUACAAGUUGUACCCUGUAACAGGGGCUCUCCUUGUAAGCCCAAAUGGGACUUUAAAAACUUAAUUUUAUUUAUUUGCUUAUAAUGACGUAGAGGGGAUUGCGUGACCAUUGUAUCAGGAUGGUAAAGCUUACUUGACCGCUUAGGGCGAAGUCGAAGGAUUGCUAUCUGUGCCCCAUAACUGUAAAAGCAAAUAUAAGGAUAUGUGCAAUUUAGAAUUUUAUGGUUAGGGGAGGGGAAGGUCGGGAAUAUCUUCAGAAGGCACGCGAGAGGGGACGCGUUCUUGCGUGGCUCGGUUCGCUCGACACUCGAAAUGGAUAGCUUGCUCUCAGGCUAAGAAUCUUAAGCUACGUGAAAACGGACACAACAACUCCCGACAAUGUUGGGAGUUGUUGGCCAAAAAUGUUGCGUCCGUUUGCAGGGGGCUAAAAGUUUCACCGGUUUCAAACUUUGCGAAGCAACAUGCAACAGGAUGUGCAAAUGGACGCAACAUGUAACUUCCAACAAUGUUGGGAGUUAAUGAUAUAUGAAAUAAAUCAUAUAUGAACAGCGGAAAUGAAAUGAAAAUGAAGAAAUGAUCGUCGCAGUGAACGCAAUUUGUGCAAUUGCGUAAAGAAGCCUGAAAAAAUUUCAGGACUUCAACGGGGUUUGAACCCGUGACCUCGCGAUUACCGGGGCGAUGCUCUACCAACUGAGCUAUGAAGCCACUGACGUUGGGAGAAGGUCAAUUGUGGGUUCAUAUGUUCCCGUGAAAGAAAUGAGUGUUAAUGAUAUAUGAAAUAAAUCAUAUAUGACCUGCGGAAAUGAAAUGAAAAUGAAGAAGUGAUCGUCGCAGUGAACGCAAUUUAUGCAAUUGCGUAAAGAAGCCUGGGAGUUGUGGGCCGACAAUGUUGCGUCCGUUUGUACGGGGCUUUAUAGGGAAGAUAUCUGUUUACAAACAAACCUUUUUGUUAUUUAAAUGUGCCAAACUCUGAAACAAAAAAUCUUUUGUUUUAAGAGCCAAUAAUUCUCUGGUUGGCACAUUGAUAUCAAUCGGUAGGUGACGUCAGCCAUAUCUACGCUACACUGAUCCUGAAGGGACAUCUUUUUGGCUUGACCGUAAUCUCUUACUCAUUUGUUUCAUCAGUGCCUGGGUUGCUUUACCUUACAACUUUACGUCUUGCUCUUUCCUUAAGACUUUAAAAGUAAAGUUAAGGUUUUUUUCCGUAAGAAACAUUACUAUCUUAUCUGGAAAAUAAAAUUAAGUUAUCCAGGACACACUAUAAACUUAUUUGCACUGAAUGUCGUAUAACAUGCUGUUUUUAUGACCACUUUGUUAUCAUUUCUUGUGGUGGUGUAGCAUUGUAUGAAGGUCUAUGGCCUACUGAUAUUGAGUCCAUUUUAGUUCUUAUAAUAAAUUUGUCCAUAAAUUGAUUGUAGUGUUGUUCUCAGUUGAUAGAUCCAUCGAUCAGAUGCGUCAUAUUGCCAUGUUGGCACAGGGUCCACAUCGAAUGUGCUAAUGAUUGGAUUCAACGUGGCAAGUAAGUCUUAAAAUUCUCCUCAACGCAUUCUUAUCUGGUUUACGUCCAUCCGUUCUUUUUUGCGUGAGGAAGUAUUUUUUUUUUAAUUGCCCGGCGGACAGGUUAGUUAUAAGCAGUUAAAUCAUUUAAGGAAAGUGAGGGCAAUGAAGUACUUGCGAUUUUUUAAGUAGUCGCGGUCUUGCCUCGUUAGUCAAAGCAUGAUCGACCAUAGACCACUGGCUUUUCAUGUUUAUUUUCCAAGCAUAGUUUGAUGAUUUUCAAGCGGUCGGUGUGAUGGUCAAUAGACCACUUUCUCGUUUUCGAGAUGGUUUCAAUGUAAAAAUAAUGUAUAAUAACCUAGAUAAUGUACUACAAGGUAAAAAAUGUGCAUUAUUUUUAGUCUACUCAAGGCUCCGGGUUAUGCCUUAUCUGUGCAUUUAAAUUGACAGAGCCUUCCACCUUGUUUUUUGGAUCACUUACUAGAAAUAACAUUUGUGUAAGGUGCAAAUCCACUCGCAAACUGGUGUUAACAGUUUAUUUGGACGAAACAAACCAAUCCGUACAAACAAGGAUAUAUAUACUUCGGACGAGUCCAACCAAUCCGUACAAACAAGGAUAUAUAUUCGUUGUCAAGCGUUAAAACGUCGUUACUUCGGGUAAAUCGCUCCAACUGAUAUAUCGAGAAACUCCGUACAACAACCAAAAAAACUCAUCACGUGAUCUAAAAGGGCGGGAAACAAGAAAACAGGGAACCCAGCCGCAUCAAUUUGCUUACGUAUCUGCAAGUGUAAGAUUUGUGGCAGCACAGAAAGAUGUAGAUUGAUUGUGUGCUUGGUGUCCUAGGAGGUUUCAAAGGGGAGAGCCUGAGGAAAUACCCAGGCGUCGUAAUUACUAACGUCUGACGUUCAGCUCAGUCAAACUCUUUGCUUAAACAUCAGACGGUCUGUUAUGUCUGAUAUUUAGCAAUUAGGCUUCCGUAUGAUCUGAAGAAAUGCAGAUCUUGGAGGGUGUUAUUGGCCGCGACGGAUAACACUCACCGAGAUCACUAUAAUCCUUCAGAUGAUACGAAAGCCGAAUCCAAUUUUUUUAUAUUCAUUUAAAAUAACUCAAUAUACUUUAAAAACAAGCUAAAACAUGCUUACCUCGAUCGAUGUUAAGUUUUCGUCUGCAUUUGCCUGUGUCUCGGCAAACUCUGGAGAUAAAGAAAUGCUUGGUAUGGGAGAUAUUCUUCACAACUAGCUACACAACAAAACUCUUAGUCUAGUUUUGUUCUUGGUGUUAUUCCAUGUUUUUCAGAAACAAGUAAAAAAUAACGCGGAUAAGAGCGAACGACGUUUCGGUGUCAUCUUGACGCCAUUUUCAAGUUCAAAGUGAUUGCUGAUAAAGACGAUAAACUGAUAAAAAGUUUUUCUGGCUGAUGAUUAGAAUAUAUGAAAUAUGCAAAGUCACGCAAAACGUUUUGCUCGAAUUGAGUCCGAUUGGUCGCUUAGAGAACGUGGUAGUUCCCUAAUUAGCAACAUUUCGUGCCCUAAACAAUCGAACUUCUUAUUGCACUUCUUAAGGACAGAGAACUGUUUGUCAAGAUCUUUCGGGACAGUAGAGUGUUUAUCCUUAUAAUGUUUGCCAAUGGAGGAAGACAUAUUUUUGUGUUCAACCACGCGCUGAGUACCUCAGAGUAUAACCUACAUAACUUGCAUCAAACUAGUCACAUUGAAAUUGGUAAACUACACACUGUUGGUUUACAGUGGGUGGUUUUUUCUCAUGAACUUUAAGUACCUCCUGGAUUUUGUGGCUAGCGAAAACUGAUUGAACGACUGUGUGAAUCUUCUGGCUUAGUUCUCUAUGCUUUUUACGAACUAAAUCUGCUGAAGCUUGGUCUUUAAAUGGCAGGACUCACUAUACGAACUGGAGGGCUCUCUGCGGGGGCAGGUUUCGGUGGCUGGUCUUCCGCCUUUAAAGCAACAGAAUCCCUGAUGGUACUAAUGAUAAGACUUAGCGGAUAUUUAAGCCAGAAAAAGAUUCGUCUCAAUCGGUCACACUCAACAGAAAAAUACGACCAGCAAGCCGAUAAGCGAUAUGCACGAUCAAGCAUGGUUUUCAACCGCCCACGUUUACAGCGCAUAUCAACAUGGCUGUGGUUGUGGAGCAAAAGUCCCGUGUUGGUAGGUUUGACGUAAACUUUGGUCUCGAUUUGUGGUGCUCUGUUCUGGCGAGCAGUGGCCCAAGUGGUGAGCCCAUGGCGACUCCGUCGACCUAUUCGUAGAGUUGCCCAUCGAACUGGAACAGUUGGUCUUUAGUGGCUGCUUUUAGAAGGUCAACAAGGUCCACUUUGCUGAGGUUCAAGUGUUGUUGAUAAAGGCUUUGUCGGCUAGUAUCUGGAUGGUUUCAUCUAGGGGCACGUUGGCAAAUAGUGAGGUAACAUCGCACGACACAAGAAUAUCUUCGUUGUUGAUUUUUAGUUCCCGAACUUCGUAGGCAAACUCACAGGUGUCAGUUAUUGUGUACUGGUUGUUGGCCAACGGCUGUAAUUUCUUCUCCAACCAAAUCGCCAACCCAUAGUUGUACGUUUGUGUGGGAGAUGAGAUGGGGUCACGUAGCCAAAUGUUUUUUGUGGGUUUUGGGCAGCCAACCGGGAGCCUGUGAGGCGCACGGAAUCAGCUAUAGGUUUGGGUAGAAUUCUGCGGACUAUAGAUUCCAGAUCUUCUCCUUCUGUAGGCGGAGUGGAUGGUAGUGUUUGGGUUUUGUACCCUCUAGCCUUCGGCCUCUCGGGAUCGCUCACUCUGAAUUUCGUUGUAUCAUUAAUGUAUGCCUCGCGUAACAAGCGUAGAUAUUCCGACUUAUCCAUUAUGACUACUCCUGACCUUAAGUCCGGUUUUAUGAUGACAAUAUCGUCACGUCGUUUUAAUUUGUGGAUGGCUUUAAGGAGUGACUUUGCGGAUUCGGGUCCUCUCCGAUGGGUGUAGAUAAGUGCUACAGAUGGCAGGGUUGCUGUUGAAAACUCUUUAGUGUCAUAAGGCAGAUUAGGCUCGAGCUUCCUAAAGGCUUUUUCAAAGCUUGUCUUCACUUCAUUGGAGGAUAUCCUAUGUUUUCAGGUCGUAGUUAGGCUAUUUCUUCUUUGCAAAACGUGUGAAAUUUUCCGAUAUCUUUUUGCACCUCAACCAAAACAGCUGAGCUAACGCAAACCCUGCCCCAGGGUUUCUUGGUUUUCGUUCCUUUUUUCGUUUGCUGGAUUACACAAAUUCCUUCCAAAUUUGGUCAAUGCUAGCUGGUUAUGAAGAAUUAACGGGAGAUUUGAACCAAUCAGAUACAGAAAAAUGUUUUGAAAGAAUAGUAAGAAUAGGUCUUAUGUAAGUGGCCGCAGGUCUUUAUUAUGGACGCCAUACAGACCUCAUGAUUAACGCUGUUAUACAUUAAAAAUAAUCAAUCUUGUGUUUAAUUCCUUGCAGUGAUACCUGUCCGGUAUGUGGACAUUCUUUGUUCGACCAACCAGCCGAGGAGUAAGGACUUCAUCAUUAUGUAUUAUCAUAGUUGUUUUAUUAUUCAAUCAAAAUAUUUCCAAGCUCAGAAUAUGCCCACUUCUAUGCAUUUGCCUGCACUUCGGAUAUGAAGAAUGUUAUUGUAGCAUAUAUUCUUCAUAUAGCAGUCUUCCCGAGUGUUUGAGGCAGUAGCUCAGCUAUUUCGCCCUCGCAUAACGUGUGAAUUCUUCCGCCAUUUUUCCAACUUUGCACUGCCAAAAACAGCUGAGCCACCAAGCCGCUUCGUUGCGUGACAUCUGUGCGUCUUCUUUUCAGUCGAUAAAAUUACGAUUGUACGAUUGACUUCAAUUGUAAAUUAACGACAAACACCUUCCAAAUGUGGUUAACGCUAACUGUUGAUGAAGAAUUAGGCCUGUCAGAAAUGGACAAAUAUUUUGAGCGAAUAAUUAUGUCUGUUGUUGUGCAUAAAUUAAAGUUUUAAUUGGUGUCCUGUACGGUUAACAUUAUAACCUUUUGAGACUCAGUCUUUAAUUUUUUACCACUACAAAGAUACUAUAAAUAUUCUAUUGAUCAAAAAUAUUGACUGAAAUAUUAACUGAACUUUGUGUUGGUUUACCGCCGUUUAAUAGCCCGCGCGUACUACAGGGAGAACUCAAUUAAUUCGAGACUUAAGAGCCCUUAGAGUGUUUUCUUUAACCUUCCAACAAGGUUUUUUCUUGCCGGUAAACCGUCUGCCUCGUCCUCAUACGCUGGCAGUAAGUUAAGGGAUGCAAGUUCUAAACUGGGUAUGUGGAAGGGGUACCAUUUGAUAGAAGGUAUACGAAAG
Molecule: messenger RNA, 12573 nt
Organism: Porites lobata
Lineage: Eukaryota; Metazoa; Cnidaria; Anthozoa; Scleractinia; Poritidae
Source: the annotation of a GenBank genome assembly